Aspergillus campestris IBT 28561 is the source of this 2301-nucleotide messenger RNA. RefSeq lists its product as uncharacterized. NCBI's taxonomy places the organism in Eukaryota, Fungi, Ascomycota, Eurotiomycetes, Eurotiales, Aspergillaceae. The coding region runs from base 1 to 2301 and encodes 766 amino acids. The record is from RefSeq and is a predicted model, not a curated record. The transcript is spliced from 4 exons.
AUGGCUUCAUCCGGUGACGAUUUGAGCGAGCUUGACCAGUUUGGACUUUACCAACUGGCUGAGCAAGAGAUAGAUAAGGAUCUAUCUCCCGAUACUUGGGGACCUGGCAACUCGUUCAAUGCAGAUAUCGACUGGGCUGGUCUGCAGAAUCUCCUCCCUCCCGACGUCUCGCCUGAGAACCUGUUCCAGAAUUACUUUGAUGAGUUUGAGGCGGCUCCCACCGUUGAGGACGCUUUGGCUGUGCCGUUUCCUGGCCAGAUGAUGUCUGCAUCGCAGGACAUCCCGGGUGUGCAAAUUCCUCCGCAGUAUCCUCCGCAGGCAGUCCAACAGUUUCCCCAGUACUAUCCUCAACAGGCUGUUCAGCAGUAUCCGCAGCAGUAUCUUCAGCAGUACCCUCAGCCGUACCAUCAACAGUACCAUCAACAAUACCCUCAGCAGUACCCUCAGCAGGCUAUUCAGCAGCAUCCUCAGCAUCCUCAGCCGGCUCAGCAGGUUUCUCGGCAGGUUCCUCAGCGGGUCUCUCAGCCAACACCUCGCCUAGAUCAUCAACUCAUCUCUUCUCAGGGUUACAAUCACGUCUCUACUCCCACCCACCCCCAGACUCCUCCCAACCCACACAUGGGAGCGAACGACCAGGCGAUUCCUGCUCAUCAGCUUCCACAGAACAACCAGGACCAGAUUUCUCCUUCAUCUCAGAAUAAUGUCAUGGUCAACACUCAAGCGUCGCAGGGCAGCGUGGAUGCACCCGAUCAGAUCACACCACGGUCUCAAACGUCCGCUAACGACCAUCCGGGGUCUACAAUGCAUGCGAAGCCCGACAAUGCGGAAGAAAACGCUGGCGUGAAUAUCACCCCCCAUAGCGAGAGUACUCAGGUCACCGCAGUGAAUAGGAAUGAGAUGAGAUGCCGCCGUGCUAGUGACUUCCCCCAUCCACAACAGACGGACGACGUCUUCUCCGAAAUAUCGCAGUCGCCAGUUCUCCAGUAUGAGGUUCAUGGCGACCACUCGGACAAACGCCUGGCGUUCCACCCUCCAGUGCCAGCGGUGGGUCGUCCUGCAAUGGGUUCCAUGAAAACGGAGGGAGGACUCGUGGUCGGCCCUUGUCAGAUUCCUAACUUCGUGCCUGACAUUGAAGAGCUGUUGGACCCGGAAAACUCGGGUGCGGAUACCCAAACCAUUUACCAGAAUUCCAGAGAGGCUCUUGAGGCUAUGUGCGUCGUACACCCCGAGCUUCAAACCCUGCGCGAUCGCACGAUCCCGACCACCGAUCAGCAGAAGCGCGCGAUUGUGAAGGCCCUGCUCAACGCGAUGAAGAGCCUCGUGUAUGCAGAAGACAGCCAGGCCAUGAAAAGACCAUUUGUACAGGGCAAGUACUCUGAUGCUCGGCUCGAGGCGGCAUGCUGGACUUUGUUGGAUCUUACUCUGCUCCGUCAUCGACAGGGACCUCUGCUUGGUGGUGUUACCGAUAAGUACCGAGGCGGCGAGGCGAUCGGAACGUUUGGCCAAAGGAUCUCAUUGAUUAUGACUGGUCUAGAAGUCAACAAGACCAUCGUCAAGCAUGUCCUGGAUCCCAACUACACCGCUUCCUUGGUCGAUGAUCCAGUGGGAUCCAUGAAACGCAUUGUGUCCAACAAACAACUCAACCGCCGCAAAGGCGAGUACAUGACCCUCGGGAAGGAGCUGCUUCAGAACGAGCAGGCGAACAGCCAUGACAAGAAGAACAGCCGAAGGGGAAACCAGAGUAUCCCAAUCAGAACGACUCCUACCCCCCUUCAGACGUCCCCUGCCCCGACUCAAACGUCCGGCGUCAUGACCAGAAGCCAAGCUCGUCGUAUUGGCUCACAACGCGGUCAAAUCUCAUCACGCGCGCCUAACAUGGCAACCCACGCUCCUACCGUGCACCGCUAUCCUGCAAACCACCCCAUGACUCCUGCUACUCACGCACCAACUGAGACCCAGGCGAUGCCAAAUGGUGGCUACAGGGCGCCUGCCCAGCAUGCCGCCUACCAUCCUCUGGGUGGCUUGCCAGUGAACACUCAACCGGCGCCUCAUGCUCGUGCUCCAAUGGUCCAGAACAAUUUGAUCAACGGCAAUGGCGACAUGGUGAGCCAGGAAACGAGGUCUCCGAGUCCGCUCUUUGUCGGACCUGUUGGUUAUGGCUGCGCGACCGCCGUGGCCUCGCUGUCCGCUCGUACUCACAGCCGUACUCCGAGCACCCCCCACAGUGUUCGUGGUCAUAAACGCCAGGCCUCUGAUGCGGGCUUUGGCAGCGGUUCCAGCUCCGAUAAGAGAAGGUGCUAG